AUCAGAAUACCUAUACCUAAUUGCUUUGAUUAUGUUAUCUAAACAUGUAAAAGUUUGUGUGGGUAAAGAGAAUGUACGUGCGUAAGGUUUAACAUCAGAUAUUUAUAAAAAUGUUUCCUCUUCUCCUCAUCUACAUAUUCAGCGAUUCCCGGUACAAAAUCGACAAGUUCUGGUACCACUUCUUCAAUCAUCCCCACCAUUGAAACCACUCCUGUUAUAACUGAAGCUACUACUAGUGCUACCACUCCUGCUCCCACUACCGUCCCCCCUCAGCCGAUUCCGUCUUCUGCCAUAGAGAGCUUCUUCUACACCAAGGUUAACAAUGACGUCCCUACAACAUUGGUUUGUGUCGUGACAGGAUCACCUCCACCGACCUCUGAAAACAUCAGCGUCACCUAUGCAGCCGGUGGAGAUGAAGGAAUUGUCCUUCUGGAGACCAAUGUCAAUGAAUCAACCAGGACAUCCCGGUACCAGGUUAGGGUGAGUCUCGCUGAGGCACCCCAGAAUUUCAAUUGUCUUUUGCGCAGACUGGACGGAGAAAGUGUCUCGAAAGAUCUGGCUGUCUCUGUUUAUGAACCUCCAAGCUUUGUUGAAGCUAACAUACUGGUCCAAGACAUGACAUCUCACUCAAUCACCAUAAGGUGGACACCUUGGAUUGAGAAUAAUGAUCGUGGUAAUGGGCCUGUGAUUGGAUAUCGAGUCUACUACAACACACCCGGACAGGAUGACAUAGCCAGCGCUUCAGGAGAUCUCAUCAGAGAUACACAUUUCACGAUCACUAAUUUGACACUAGACACAGAGUAUGAUUUCAGAAUGACUGCUUCUAGAGAGGGGCCAGCUGGUGAAGGGACGUACAGCCAAGUAGCUAGUGCUAGGACAAAGUGUACUGCACCUUCUCAGGCGCCUGUUUUGUCUGUGAGAAAUAGAGGUCAAACACCCAUCACUUUGGAUUGGGAGGUAAUACCAGAGGGAUCAUGGGGAUGCAGUGCCCUUUCUGGAUUAGCAAUCAAUGUUAGCACCAAUGGACAAAAUGGCUUGCCUCGAACCUUGUCAUUUGAUACUACGGCAGGUACUGCUAACAUUGGACAGCUUGAGGAUUGUAGUACGUAUAACAUCAGCGCAGCAUUUAGAAACAAAGACGAGCUGGGGAUCUAUUCAGAAAUGUUGUCAGUGAGCACGUCUUUGAUACGACCCGCACGUGUAGAAACCUUACAGAUGUCUGCUUCAACCACACAAAUGGAAGUAAGCUGGGCACUAUCAUCUAGCAUAUGCUCCCCUGACUACUAUAUCAUACGCUACAGUCUCUAUCAGAAGCUUGCCUGCCAAUCCCCAGAAACCACCCCAACAGAGUUUGAAGUGAACACCAACGCCAAACAAUUCAAUAAUCUAGUGGGGUUGGAGCCUUACUCGCGAUACCAGAUCACAGUUACAGCUGUAAAUGGUGCCGGGCAGAGUGAACCCGCGAUUGGCUAUUCAGAUACCAGGCCAGGACCACCGUCCAACAUUACAAAUGUCAGGGUUAAUCCAGAAAGAACGUCUCCAACACGAUUAGGAUUCACCUGGCAACCUCUCAACUGUAGAAAUGUGAAUGGAGUCUUCUGGUACUACUUUGCAAGAAUCUACAAGGAUGGUGAUGUGAGUAAUCAAGCGAGUGGGAGGACAUACUUGGAUGAUGACAUUUCAUACUCAUCAGUAGAGUUCAAUGGUCUUGAGGCUUGCACGGUGUAUGAACUAAAUAUCAAUGCCGUCAACCGUGGUGUGUUUACUCCUGGAAAUCUGUCUCAUGCUAUCGGUGUAACGGGAGUCACUUUCACAAGUGCAUCCGCUUAUGCAACUGAGGAUCAACCCGGUCUGAUAGUUAAUUGGCGUGUUCCGUCUCAAUGUAAUGUGGAUUACUACAGAUUAUCAUAUCAACUCAUCUCACGUAAGGCAUGUCAAGAUGCUCCUGUAAUAGAUGCUCCAGUCUACGAACUCAACAUCACAUCAAAUACCACAUAUGUCUCCGAAUACCUUUUAGACUUGGAAUAUUACGCAACUUAUAGCAUCUACAUCAUAGCUAUGAUAAUGAGAACAGAGAGUCUACCUAUGAAUGUUAAUGGAGACACACAAGAUGGAGACCCCUCUGCUAUCGAGUCAGUGUCGUACACCUCUACUGCCCACUCCUUGCGCUUUGUGUGGGAGGAACCCUCUUGUGAAAGCCUACUUGGUGUCUUUGGUGGCUUUGACUACGAGCUCUUUGGUGGGCAGAGAACUGCCCGGUAUAUCUUGUACACACGAAGGAACUUUAAUAUCGCUUCAGAAUAA
Molecule: messenger RNA, 2304 nt
Organism: Strongylocentrotus purpuratus (purple sea urchin)
Lineage: Eukaryota; Metazoa; Echinodermata; Echinoidea; Camarodonta; Strongylocentrotidae
Product: protein sidekick-2-like
Exons: 9
Coding region: 616-2304 (562 amino acids)
Molecular function (GO): protein binding
Source: RefSeq, a predicted model, not a curated record